AUGGGGGAGGAGGCAGACCGAAGGGGCUGCUACUGUCGGAAGAUCCCGACAGCGCUGCCCUUCCCAGGGCAACCCGGUGAGGGCCUCCGGCUGCCCCGGCCCUGGGAGAUGGGGGAGGGGGUGGCUGCACCACGGAAGGGGCGCCCAGGGCAGGUGAGUGUCCCCACUGCAGCCAAGAGACCAGGAAGGAUGUAUGGGGGAGUGGGGGCCGGUGGUCCUCAGUUCUCCUCAGGGGCCCCCAGUAAACACGGCAGAAGGAAGCAAGACUUUCAAACACCUGUCCAAAGCAGGGAGGGCAGAAAUCCAGCCCCACGGUCCCUCGAGCCCCGCCGCGCACUCUGCGGCAAAGCCCCUGGCUGGAGACGGGCGAGCCCAGCUCCAGGGUCCCGACGCGAGAAGGGGAUCCCGGCGGGCGAGAAGCAGCGCCAGGGCGGGGGCUCUGGGGCGACUUACGGCAGAGACGGCGAGGGAGGCAGCGGCGGCCCUAGCGCGGGGCCCGGGAGGCGCGGCCGGACUGCAGAGGCGCCGAGGCUGCGGCGGGCGGGACUGCGGUGGGCGCCAUCUUGGAGCGCUCCCCGCGCCCGCCCCCCGCGCCGCUCGAGUCCUUGCAUAAUUGAUGACUCGCGCCCGCCGCGCGCCACCGCGCGCGUGUCCCCGCCGCCGGGCCCCCCGCCCGCCCUGCCCCCGCGCCGACCCCCGGCGCGCGCCCCCCGCCCGCGCCCGGCCCCCGCCAGCCCGCGGCCCGCGGCCCACCUACCCCUGCAGGGCGCGCCUGUUCGCCCUCAGCGAGCCGCCCGCCCGCCCGCUAGCCCGCUCGCUGGUUCUCAGGCCGGUCCCCGCGCCGCCCGGACCGGAUCCGGGGCGAGGGAGCAGGGCGCCGGCAGGGGGCGCCGCGCUGGAGCGCCUCGCGAGCGUCCCGGGGCCCGCCUCCCCGACGCCCCCGCGGAGCCGCGCGGGAGGGGCACCCGGGCCGAGCGCUGGGACACGGCCGCGAGAUGCCGGCCGGCCGCCCCCCCGGCAUCUGGCCAGUGA
Manis javanica (Malayan pangolin) is the source of this 1032-nucleotide messenger RNA. The record is from RefSeq and is a predicted model, not a curated record. NCBI's taxonomy places the organism in Eukaryota, Metazoa, Chordata, Mammalia, Pholidota, Manidae.